Peromyscus maniculatus bairdii (prairie deer mouse) is the source of this 7073-nucleotide messenger RNA. NCBI's taxonomy places the organism in Eukaryota, Metazoa, Chordata, Mammalia, Rodentia, Cricetidae. The record is from RefSeq and is a predicted model, not a curated record.
GGAGACUCUGGUCUUUGACCACCAGACUCUUCAUUGUCUGAAAGAGUCGGAGGAGUCCCAGUUGGUCUUCUCCCCUGUUCUCUCUUUCUGAGAACACAGCAAAUGCAUCUCCAUGUUUGGAUAGACUCUUGGCAAGUUAAAAAUGAUGGUGCAGAGGAGAAGGGGGCAGAGUGGAUGUCAGAAACAAGAUGAACAGGAUUCAAAACGGCGACUUCUAGUGUACCCAGUAGGUGGAUCUGCUACUUUUAACGUAACAAUGACCUCAAAUGGGAAAAAGUAGCUUCAUUGAAACUUAUGGCUUUCCAGACUUCUAGAAUGGCUAAGCGUUAAUGGAGGGAGAAGCAUAAGUCGACCUUCCACUAUGGAGGCAGGCUUGGCAGACGGCGGAGACCCUGACAGAGCAUCGAUCAUGCCAUACUCAGAAGUUGCUGAAGUUCAAGAGACACUUCUUGGUGAUAGCAAAGAUGUCCUUGGGCCAUCAACUGUUGUAGCAAACAGUGACGAAUCUCAGCUUUUGACCCCAGGAAAGAUGAGUCAGCGCCAAGGGAAAGAAGCUUACCCAACACCGACUAAAGAGCCGCACCAGCCGUCUCUCAGUCCUGCCAGUCUUCACAGUCAGGGUUUCGAAAGAGGAAAAGAAGAUAUUUCUCAAAAUAAAGAUGACUCUUCACUGUCCAUGUCCAAGAGCAAGUCUGAAUCUAAACUUUAUAAUGGCUCAGAAAAGGACAGUUCAACUUCGAGUAAGCUCACUAAGAAAGAGUCUCUUAAGGUACAAAAGAAGAAUUACCGUGAGGAGAAGAAGAGAGCCACGAAGGAGUUGCUCAGCACCAUCACAGACCCCUCUGUCAUUGUCAUGGCCGACUGGCUGAAGAUUCGUGGUACCCUAAAGAGCUGGACCAAGUUGUGGUGUGUGUUGAAACCUGGGGUGCUUCUGAUCUAUAAAACACAAAAAAAUGGUCAGUGGGUUGGCACAGUCCUUCUGAAUGCCUGUGAGAUCAUUGAACGUCCAUCAAAAAAGGAUGGCUUUUGCUUCAAGCUUUUUCAUCCUUUGGAGCAGUCUAUUUGGGCAGUGAAGGGUCCAAAGGGCGAAGCUGUUGGAUCCAUAACUCAACCCUUACCUAGCAGUUACUUGAUUAUCCGAGCAACUUCAGAGUCAGAUGGAAGGUGCUGGAUGGAUGCCUUGGAGUUGGCUUUGAAAUGUUCUAGUCUUCUUAAACGCACAAUGAUCAGGGAAGGAAAGGAGCAUGACCUGAGCAUCUCAUCAGAUAACUCCCACGUGACUCUGUACGGUUUGCUGCGUGCUAACAAUCUCCACAGUGGCGACAACUUCCAGCUGAAUGAUAGUGAAAUUGAAAGACAGCACUUUAAGGACCAAGAUCUGUAUUCUGAUAAAUCUGACAAAGAAAAUGAUCAAGAGCAUGAUGAAUCUGACAAUGAGGUGCUGGGGAAAAGUGAAGAAAGUGAUACAGACACAUCAGAAAGGCAAGAUGAUUCCUACAUUGAGCCUGAGCCCAUUGAGCCUUUGAAGGAGACCACCUACAUGGAGCAGAGCCAUGAGGAACUCGGGGAGGCAGGUGAGGCUUCUCAAACGGAAACUGUGUCUGAAGAGAACAAAAGCCUUAUCUGGACUCUGCUCAAACAAGUCCGUCCUGGCAUGGACCUGUCCAGGGUGGUUCUUCCUACAUUUAUUUUGGAGCCCCGUUCUUUCCUGGAUAAACUUUCAGAUUACUACUAUCAUGCAGAUUUCCUGUCUGAGGCUGCUCUUGAAGAAAAUCCAUAUUUCCGUUUGAAGAAAGUCGUGAAAUGGUAUUUGUCAGGAUUCUAUAAAAAGCCAAAGGGACUGAAGAAACCAUAUAAUCCUAUACUUGGUGAGACUUUCCGUUGUUUAUGGAUUCAUCCCAGAACAAACAGCAAAACGUUCUAUAUUGCUGAACAGGUGUCCCAUCACCCACCAAUAUCUGCCUUUUAUGUUAGUAACCGGAAAGAUGGAUUUUGCCUCAGUGGUAGCAUCCUGGCUAAGUCCAAGUUUUAUGGAAACUCACUCUCCGCCAUAUUAGAGGGAGAAGCCCGGUUAACCUUCUUGAACCGAGGUGAAGAUUAUGUGAUGACAAUGCCGUACGCUCAUUGUAAAGGUAUUCUCUAUGGCACAAUGACACUGGAGCUUGGGGGAACUGUCAACAUCACCUGUCAGAAGACUGGAUACAGUGCAGUACUUGAAUUUAAGCUAAAGCCAUUUCUAGGAAGUAGUGAUUAUGUGAACCAAAUAUCAGGGAAACUUAAAUUGGGAAAAGAAGUCCUAGCUACUUUGGAAGGCCAUUGGGAUAGUGAAGUUUUCAUUAAUGACAAAAAGACUGAUAACUCAGAGAUUUUCUGGAAUCCGACACCUGACAUUAAGCAGUGGCGAUUAAUAAGGCACACGGUCAAAUUUGAAGAGCAGGAUGAUUUUGAAUCAGAGAAACUCUGGCAGCGAGUAACAAGAGCUAUAAAUGCCAAAGACCAGACAGAAGCUACUCAAGAAAAGUAUGUUUUGGAAGAAGCUCAAAGACAAGCUGCCAGAGAUCGGAAAACAAAAAAUGAAGAGUGGGCUUGUAAGUUAUUUGAACUUGAUCCACUCACAGGAGAAUGGCACUAUAAGUUUUCAGAUACCCGACCAUGGGACCCACUUAAUGAUAUGAUACAAUUUGAAAAGGAUGGUGUUAUCCAGACCAAAGUGAAACAUCGCACUCCAAUGGUAUGUAACAUAAAAGUUAGUGUUCCAAAAAUGAAGCAUAAACCAACAAGGCAACAGAAGAAAGUGGCGAAAGGCUAUUCUUCCCCAGAGCCCGACCUCCAGGACUCAUCCGGAAGUGAAGCUCAAUCUGUUAAACCGAGUACACGAAGAAAGAAGGGGAUAGACCUGGGGGACAUUCAGAGUUCCAUUGAAUCUAUAAAACAAACCCAGGAAGAAAUUAAAAGAAACAUUAUGGCUCUUCGAAAUCAUUUACUUUCGAGUACACCGGCUACAGAUUAUUUUCUGCAACAGAAAGACUACUUCGUCAUUUUCCUUCUGAUUUUGCUUCAAGUCAUAAUAAACUUCAUGUUUAAGUAGUCGUUCUCAACAGUUGGUCACUGAACUGGAAAGAUCAGAUUUGGCCUGGGACCAGUGUUCAAAUUGGUUUGCUCUUUAGUAAAGCAUCACAAUCUUUCUAAAUCCAACAAACAAAACUAGGAGAUAAAUGUAGAAGUGUCUGCUACUUUUCACAUCUCUGUCCUUAAGCAGAAACAAGAGCUGUUCUGUUUGGUUGUUAAAAUUGGCUAUGUGUUAAGUGCCAGAACACUUGUGUGAGACUGUGCCUACAUGUGAGUAUAGUAAAUCCACAUGUGUACACAAGAACUCUUACCUGACAGUAGUUUCUGUGUGCUACCGUAUGUUAGGAGAUAUUCUGAUACCAUUGUUCAUAACAGAAAUGCCAUCAAUCUUAUAAAUAUAUGUAUAGUCAACUAUUUUCUUCAGAAGACUGGCAUACAACCUUUAUUAAGGAAUUACAGUGGGGAAAUGAUAGAUAAUAGAUAUAUUAUGACUAAGUCAAUACAUUAUACUGUUAAAACCAUCUCCAAGGUAUCUAGCUCAGUUGUCUUAGAAACACCAAGAAAAAAGUGUGAGUGGUCAGAAUUAAUAUAUUGUGAGGAAUAAGUAGAAAGUUUUUAAGAGUUUACACAAGAUUUUCUAAUCUCUAGAACUUAAUGUUACACAUGUAGGUAUAUCCGUAGUUAUAUAUAUAUAUAAUCUAUCAAUAUUAAAGACUGGUCUGUAGCUACAUGGAGCUGUGUGUUACAGUCCCACCUUAAGUACUUGCUGACAAAUGGUCAAGUUUGUUUGCCAUCCUUUCCUGGUUUUAUUAAGUCAGCUAGUCUAGGACAUCAUCCAGAUGUUGUCCAGAUGUUAGUGUUUAUAGGGUAUGUGAAAUCCUGAUCAUUUGGUGUUUCUUUAUGGAAAACAUUUUAGCAUUCAUUUUGACACUGGAGUGCUCAGUGAGUAAAUAGAAGAGAAAAAUUCUAAUAUUUUACUUUAGAAGCAAAAAAAAAAAAAAAAGGCAGUAAGAAAAGACACUGCAGUGGCCUUUAUUUUAAGAACAUUAAAAUCAACUUGCUUAAAUGUGCAAUAAGUUGAGCAUUUGAGAAUAUGAAGUUAGGAAGUUUAUCAUCUCCUUCCAUCGUCCUGUUUCCAGCCACAGUUCUGUACAAGCCCUUUUGUCCAGGCUCAGGCAGGUUUUGUUACUAAAGGUUUUUGCCUAUUUCUUCAGUUUAAUAUUUUGACUCUUUAUUAUUGUCAAAAAAACCCCCACUUCUUUAAAAGGUUAAUUAAGUUUUGGGACAUGUCAUAAAAUUUAGAUUCCUCCAAACUACAGGUUACAGAAAGUUUAUACAGUGAAAAAUUCAGAAAGAGCUGUUGGUCUGGCUCCACCUGCCCUCAGCUAGGGAGAGGUUGAGGUGCAAGUCAGUCCACUGAGAUGGGGCUGCAGUCAGCUCUGUGUGAGGACUGCGAAGCCAAGAGAUGACUGCUUCAUUGCUGCAGCUGCUUAUAACUAUCUCCUGUACCUUCGGGUCCCACGAAAAGCCAUUUCCCACACAGUCGGUGUUAGCAAAACAGUGCUGUACUUCAUAGGAAAAUAUUUUAAACUUUUAACAGCGUAAGCAAGGUGUACCUGUCUCCAGUAUUUCAUUAUUAUGGAGUUUGGGGUUAUAUUUCAUAUUUGUCAAUAUAUUUUUUGUAUUUCAUAUUCUACUACCAAUAUUUUGCUCAACUGCCUGUUCAUUGAUGUGAUAUUUUGUAAAUAUUGUACAACUUGAUCUUUAUAUGAUUUUAAAUUAGUAUUAAUUUAUAUUAUAUAUAACUUAAUUGGUUGAUCACUAAAAGUUGUUUCAUCGUUAAACCCUGAGAUGUUCAAUUGUUGGUGACCUGCCUUAGGGCUCUGUCUUACUCCUUUGUAUUGUCAUAUGUGGUCUGAACAGUGCUUUAUUUGUAUUGGCAUCUGAGACUGGAAAGGUAGUUGUUUUGUUUUUUAAUUUCACUUCAGAGCUGAUGUUAAUGGGUCCUUCCUUACCCAAGGAGUCAGAAGCUAAUGAACAGGGUGACUUUCUUACACACUGAAAGCUAAUGUUCAAUCAGAUGUUUCUCUGACGCUUUUAGUUGUAGGAGUUUCUUUCUGUGAACUGAAUACAAAACUCAGGAACUGGUGGAUUCUUCUAGAAGUCCUUUGAACAGUGUAGAGUUGACCUUGAGUCUAGCCAGACUGUGUGACCUGACUUUGAACAUUCUGAUUUGAGGGUUAUCUUUCUUCAGAAAUGGUUUCAUAUUGUGUGUGACUCACUCUUGCAUACUGUCUGAAAACUCCACGCAGUUUGUGACGCUAUGACCAGUUUUCUUCAUUUACCUAAAACCUUGUUUGCUCACAUGAACAUUUAGACGAGUAGUAAUAAUUAUUGACAUUUUCAUCUUUCGGGUGUUAAAUGUCUUUAGUUGUCCCCCGUUUAGAGAGACGUUGCUGGUUAGGAAAUACAGUCAUAGGCAUACGAGAUGUUAGUGUGUUGCAGCAGUGGACGUUUAACCAGUUCUUAUUGCUGCUUUGUGUGUGUGUGUAUGUGUGUGUGUGUGUGUGUGUGUGUGUGUGUGUGUGUGUGUGUGUAUGACUUAGAAAGGUACAGUGGCCAUCUGUGUCACAGCUCAGUUGACAGCUGCAUUCCAUUGAACAGCUGGCCUCGUAAGAUACAAUCCUCAUUUCCUAUUUCAUGCUUUUGUGCCUUUAAGGAGAUACUUUUAUUAUUUUGUGUUACAGAACUACAGUGUGUUCCAAGUAUUCGUGGGCUUAUUUGUCACGAAAGGUCAUUUCUCUGUGUCACUUUAUUUCCUUUUCUAUAGCUGAAGACGAUGUAAACAGUCAUGCUGUACUUUUAUAAGGGUUUGUCUUGUUACCGAUUUCAAAUAUAUUCUUACUCAGACAUCAUCGAAGUAAACUUAAUUCUGAGUAUUGUAAACAGUGCCUUUUUGAUGGAAUUCACACUGUUUUGGGUGUCAACGCGUGCCAUAUUCACAGAACCUUGUGGAAGGCAGUUUUAACUUUUUGAAGAAUAUCUUCAUCAAAUUUUAAAAAACAAAUGUAUAAAAUUCCAUCUUUUUCCGGUGUUUAGCAUUUCUAGUCAGCAGUAAAUAGUUUUGUUUUGCUUUCUUGUCUUAUGUACAGGGAUGAUGGCAUAAGAUGAGCCAUACAUGAGCCUACAGGUUACUUUGAAUUAUGUUAAAUAUAAAUAAAAUGUUCAUGUUUAUAUCAAACUUUCCAAAUUGACCUAUAGGAGGAACUCCCAUAAUUCAGUGAGUUUACAUUAUUUGACUACCUGUAUAAAGAGAUUCUUUAAAAUGUAAACCUGCCACCUCUGCAUAAGUUGGUUUCAUUUUGUUACGUACUUUGUGGGUUUAGUAUAUCCACUUUUUGUUACAAUUACAAUACUAUUUUGUUACAAUUUUUAAUUGAAGAUGGACUGUUAAAAUUGUACAGGACCAGGGUCUAUUAAUAAGAUUAACAUACUUAGUGAGAGCCACAGGAAAACCUUGACAAAAAUGAAUGUGUUUAUACUUUAUGAAGUAUUUAGAAAAAUUAGCCUCUUCAUUUAUCAUGAAAGUUAUUUUAAUACCAUAAUAUUGAAACUCUUUAUUUGAAAAAAAUUGCCAUGAAACCUUUGAAUGAUGAGCCACAGACCUUCAGUUGGGUUUAUAUUCACCUUUUGGCAUGUAAAGUACACAUUUAAUUUUAAAUACAUCAGUUAAUGGCUGUUUAUAAAGUCAAGAACUACCACUGGUCAGUUUUGUAUGAUAGGCAGUAAGUGUGUUGUUACCCACAGUUUCAGUUAAAUUCUCUUAAGGUGCAUAGUAAAUGUAUAGAUAGUCACAGGCGGUUUUGUAAUGUAUACAUUUCUAAUCUAUUAUUCCUAACCUGUCAUGUUUGCAGAGAGAAAAGAAUUUUUCUAAUGAUCUGUAAAAUUAUGUUAACUUCUACAAGUAGGUAUUCUAAAUAAACUUUUUUUUAAAAGCAAUCUGA